Nymphalis io (European peacock) is the source of this 517-nucleotide messenger RNA. RefSeq names its product MIF-like protein mif-2. The transcript has 3 exons. Gene Ontology annotation, molecular function: phenylpyruvate tautomerase activity. Lineage: Eukaryota; Metazoa; Arthropoda; Insecta; Lepidoptera; Nymphalidae. The record is from RefSeq and is a predicted model, not a curated record. The coding region runs from base 99 to 467 and encodes 122 amino acids.
UGUAAGGGAACAAACAUUACAUAAAUGUUUUGAAUGGAUCUCAUCGGUCGUGUAUAAAAUUUAUUUAAUAUAAAUGGUAAAUAUUUUUAAAAAUAAACAUGCCGUGCUUAAAAAUUAUGACUAAUAUUCUCAAAUCAAAUAUCCCAAAGGAUUUUUUAGUUAAAAUACUACCAGUUCUUGCUGAAGGAGUCAGAAAAUCCCCUGACAAGUUUCUUUGCGUUAUAGAAGGUGACUGUCAAUUGACAAUAAAUGGCAAUUCAACUCUUCCUGGUGUCAUAGCAACUCUGGAAUCAAUUGGGAAUUUAGGACCAGAAGACAAUAAACGAAUCGUAAAACUUUUAACUGCAUUUAUGGAAAAAGAACUCGGUGUUCCUCCUAACAGAUUCUUCUUAACGUUCUACGAUCUAACUACUUAUAAUGUCGCAAAAGGAGGUGUAACAAUUGAAACUUUAUUGGAGCAAAUAUAAAACAUCUACAACACAUUUUGAGUCGCGUAAAUAAAAUUUAUUAAAACAUA